Molecule: messenger RNA, 1585 nt
Organism: Serpula lacrymans var. lacrymans S7.9
Lineage: Eukaryota; Fungi; Basidiomycota; Agaricomycetes; Boletales; Serpulaceae
Exons: 6
Coding region: 84-1211 (375 amino acids)
Biological process (GO): protein folding
Cellular component (GO): endoplasmic reticulum membrane
Source: RefSeq, a predicted model, not a curated record
GAAACGGUGGCUGCCAAACGGGCCUCACAAUCGUUUCCCACCACGCCCUAUCACUCCUUUCACAUCCUCUUUCCUCGCUCACGAUGGGGCUUCAGUUCGGCUCUUUCGACAGCGUAUGCUCGACGGCGGCGCUCGUCAUUUGUCCUAUGCUAGGCGCAUCGUCACAGGGUAUCGAACCUUCGUGUUACAGCAGAAACGUGCAGAUCGGGUCAACCCUUAUAUUUCAACCUUCGACGUCCUUCAUUCACAUAAUAGCAAUCAUAAUGACAGCUAUUAUGAUAUACCACAUUCGUAGCAAGUACACCGCGGUCGGCCGCAAAGAAAUUGUGAUGUUCUUUUGGAUGUAUAUGCUUAUACAAUUCCUUGCGUUGUUCCUCGACUCUGGAGUAAUACCAACAUCAAACGUUAGCUACCCUUGGUUUGCUGCGGUGUACUCGGGCCUCGUGUCAGCAAUUUACUGUUGUUUGUUGAUCAAUGGUUUCGUCGGCUUCCAGUUCGCAGAGGAUGGCACACCUGUGUCGCUAUGGCUUCUGCGCCUGUCAACUCUGGCAAUAUUUGGUCUUUCGUUCUUCAUAUCGAUCGCGACCUUCAAGUCGCUCGCGUCUUUCUCUCCGAGCAAACCCACAGCGCUAUUCGUCAUCUAUCUCAUAUGGCCAAUAAUUUGUGUAGUCACGUAUACGCUCUCGCAAUUAAUCCUCGUCUUUCGCACGCUGGAUGACCGAUGGCCGUUGGGCGACGUCCUAUUUGGAAUCGGGUUCUACACGGUGGCACAGGUUCUAUUGUUCGCUUUCAGCGUCACGAUAUGUAAUGCAAUCCAACACUACCUGGACGGACUGUUCUUCUUUGAACUGUGCGUCUUGUUGAGUGUGAUGAUGGUUUACAAAUAUUGGGAUAGUAUCACGCGCGAAGACUUGGAAUUUUCUGUCGGGUCAAAAGCGGCCGUAUGGGAAAUCAAGGACCCUCUCCUGGCAGGAUCGUACGAAGAUUCGAGCGAUGCUGGAUUUGGCGCCAAUACGAGCAGCGUUUAUCACGGUGGCGGUGGUUACGGCAAUGGAUCCCAGUACGGCGGCAAUGCCCAAAGUAUGUAUGGAGGACCAUCGCCAAGUCUGGUAGGCGGGCUCAGUGGAACGCAGAUGUAUAGCGGCGCUGGUGCUGGCAAGGGUGGAUAUGGCGGAAGAGGAUAUCCGCCUAAUAAUGCCGAGCGCUACUGAGCGCUACCAGGGUGUAAUAUAAAUAGAGAGGGGAGUGCCAGGGAAGAGAAAGAAGUCUACGAGGAAAAUACAUGAAAGUACGUACAUAUGGUCGCGAUGGACCAUUGCCAGUGCUACGGACUUUGGGGGCCUAAUGCGGUACUGCACCUGGCGUAUCUUCUUUAUUGGCGCACAGCGUAUUUCUCUUGCAUCUCAUGGAGUAUAAUGAAGCAUGGACACUUGAAGUACUACAUCUGCUUGUCGAUUUGGUUUAAUUCAUCUUUAUUUUUUUUUGUUGACAAAACUGUUUUAUCUCCAUGGUUCUAAAUGUAAUGUGCUUUUAUGUUAAUGAUCUUAUCUUCUAAGAUGGUAGAUACAGGCGUUCGUACAACACU